AUGUCUGAUAACAAGAGGCCGCGUGACGAGGGGCCUUCUUUUGAGGACCCCAUGGACAUGGUCAACGCCGUGAUUUCCACGCUCAAUGCUCCGCAGGACCGAACCAACGUCGCCAUCACCUAUUCCAACGACAAAAACGUCGCCACCGAGGUCCAGGCGUACGCCAAGAUUGCCGGUUGUGAUUGGACCUACUACGUCAAAACACUACUGCUUGUCAUUGGCAGGAACACAGACGCAGCCGCGGGUGCGUCCACGAGCCUUCCCCAGCCGGUCGACAUUGAUUUAGGUCUGGCCAAGGUGGUGAGCCGCAAACACGCGGUGAUAACGUAUAACAUCGAGUUACGGUGUUGGGAACUCAAGGUGCUUGGACGGAACGGUGCACGCAUGGAUGGCGUGAAAAUGUCCGUCGGUGCUGAGCACGCGACGCCCUUGCAUUCCGGAGCCAUUUUGGACGUUGGCGGCACUCAGAUGAUGUUCAUCUUGCCCGACGCGCCUCCAAGCGUGCUGCAGAAAAUGCUCAACGAGUGUAUGGCUCGUUACCGUCCCGAAAAGAACAAGUUCCCUCGCAUUGCAUCUGGGCUGGGCCCAAUGAGCUCUGUUCCUGAUGGACAAAACAUCUUUGCCCCCCAGGGUCCCUACCGUGUCUCUAGCUUUCAGAUGUUCGAGAAGGGCUCGCUCGGCCAAUCUCCCUCCGCUGUAUCUGCUGUAUCUUUACAAAACAAUUUGGAUCAGGAUCUUUCUAAGGAGGACUCCAAGGACAUCAAGCCUCCUUAUUCAUAUGCCACCAUGAUCACUCAGGCGAUCUUGUCCAAUCCGGAUGGCGUCAUGUCUCUCUCCGAGAUCUACAACUGGAUUGCAUCUCACUACGCAUACUAUAAAUACUCCAAAACUGGAUGGCAGAACUCCAUUCGUCAUAACUUGUCUCUCAACAAGGCUUUCGAGAAAGUGCCCAGAAGACCAAACGAACCUGGUAAGGGUAUGAAGUGGCAGAUCAGUGAAUCUUACCGAAGUGAGUUCAUGAAAAAGAUUCAAAACGGAACCCUUCUGAAGUCGAGGCGCGGUUCGUCUGUGUCUAGAACCCUCCAGAUACAUUUGGCAACUCACCAGGGCCUCCCUGAAUCGAAGCUAUACCCCAAACAAGAACAGAAUGGCAACAUUCCUCAAAUCGACCAUGCAAACUACCAGACUACUCCAGGACCUUCAAUGUCAAUGGAUGCAAACAAACACAACACUGGCCAACAAUACGCGAGAAACCAACCUCCUAAUAUGGUGAUGCAAUCAGGAUACAUGCCACAGUCUAUGCCCCCUCAGAUGGGAUAUCAAGCUCCUUAUGGCAAUCCCGGAUACCCACCACAGCGAGUUAUGAUGUACGGUCAACCAGGCAACCCCGCAGGCAUGCUACCUCCACCACCAGACAAUCAACUCGAAGCCGCAGGAAUACGCCAGAUGCCUGGCGCUGAUCCAAACUCUCUCAAAAAUACCAAGCCAGGAGAGAAUGGAACGUUAUAUUUACCAAACCCAAAUAGCAUGAACCCAGGUGAAAACCCCUCAUAUAUGGGAGGAUUUGCCUACAAGCCUCCACAUAGUCAACCAGGACCAAACUAUGAGCUUCCUGUUAACGAAAAUCCAGGACAGAGUUCGUUUGCAAACUCAUCUGUGCCAAAUACAAGCGAGUCUGUGCAAAAUUCCACGGCUCCAACAACUUCCAACACCACAGAACUCGGACUCGGAUUUACUUCCCCCAAGAAAAUUGCUCCCCUCGAAGCAUUUACACCCGAGCGAGGUUCUAAAGCUAUCAAUUCCAAAAAUGCCUCAGGCACCAACCAAUCGUCUCCAGCAUUUUGGAACUUUGUCCAAUUCAGCACCCCCAACGGUCAAACCCCUGGCCGAAAAGACAGUGAAGAGAGUAACGUGCAAAUAAGUCCCACGUUGGCUCGCCGUACGAACGGUAAAGUAGAAGACGCGCAGUUAAACGGGUCAGCUUGA
Molecule: messenger RNA, 1986 nt
Organism: Australozyma saopauloensis
Lineage: Eukaryota; Fungi; Ascomycota; Pichiomycetes; Serinales; Metschnikowiaceae
Exons: 1
Coding region: 1-1986 (661 amino acids)
Biological process (GO): regulation of transcription by RNA polymerase II
Molecular function (GO): RNA polymerase II cis-regulatory region sequence-specific DNA binding; DNA-binding transcription factor activity, RNA polymerase II-specific; protein binding
Source: RefSeq, a predicted model, not a curated record